Messenger RNA from Vitis riparia (riverbank grape), 1812 nucleotides. RefSeq names its product sterol 14-demethylase-like. The coding region runs from base 115 to 1575 and encodes 486 amino acids. Gene Ontology annotation, molecular function: oxidoreductase activity, acting on paired donors, with incorporation or reduction of molecular oxygen; heme binding; iron ion binding. The transcript has 3 exons. The record is from RefSeq and is a predicted model, not a curated record. NCBI's taxonomy places the organism in Eukaryota, Viridiplantae, Streptophyta, Magnoliopsida, Vitales, Vitaceae.
GAAAAGAAUAGGAAUUGUGGAUGGUGUCCAGCCUGUGCCCUGUGCCACUUCUUUCUCCAUUUCUUCUGCUGCCUUUUUGUUUAGUGGCUCUAAAUCUAUAAAAGCAUUCUAUCAAUGGAUGUGGAUAACAAGUUCUUCAAUGCAGCCUUCCUCCUUGUGGCAACUUUGGUGGUUGCCAAGCUUAUAUCUGCACUUAUAAUUCCUAGAUCUAAAAAACGGCUUCCUCCGACUAUAAAGGCAUUUCCAUUAAUUGGUGGGCUCAUACGGUUCUUGAAAGGCCCAGUUGUGAUGCUUAGGGAAGAGUAUCCAAAGCUUGGGAGUGUAUUUACCUUGAAGCUAUUGAACAAGAACAUUUCUUUCUUCAUUGGACCUGACGUCUCAGCACAUUUCUUCAAGGCUCCAGAGUCUGAUCUUAGCCAGCAAGAGGUAUACCGGUUCAAUGUGCCCAUUUUUGGCCCUGGUGUUGUUUUUGAUGUUGACUACUCUGUGCGGCAAGAGCAGUUCCGGUUUUUUACAGAAGCUUUGAGAGUUACUAAAUUGAAAGGGUAUGUGGAUCAGAUGGUUAUGGAGGCCGAGGAUUACUUCUCCAAGUGGGGAGAUUGUGGAGAGGUAGACCUAAAAUAUGAGCUAGAGCAUCUAAUCAUUUUGACAGCCAGUAGAUGCCUUUUGGGUCAAGAAAUUCGUAAUAAGUUGUUUGCUGAUGUCUCUGCCCUCUUCCAUGAUCUUGACAAUGGGAUGCUUCCUAUCAGUGUUAUCUUCCCAUACCUGCCCAUCCCAGCCCACCGCAGGCGUGACCAGGCUCGCAAGAAGCUUGCUGAAAUUUUUGCAAAUAUCAUUGCUUCCAGAAAAGAAACUGGUAAGUCAGAAAACGACAUGUUGCAAUGCUUCAUUGACUCAAAGUACAAAGAUGGUCGCCCAACAACUGAAUCUGAGGUCACUGGCCUGCUCAUUGCUGCACUCUUUGCUGGACAGCAUACUAGUUCCAUUACCUCCACCUGGACUGGGGCUUACCUCCUUUGUCACAAGGAGUACCUUUCUGCUGUGCAGGACGAGCAGAGGAGCCUGAUGAAGAAGUAUGGGAGCAAGGUUGAUCAUGAUAUCUUGUCUGAGAUGGAUGUUCUAUAUAGGUGCAUCAAGGAAGCUCUGAGACUCCACCCUCCUCUGAUCAUGCUGCUACGUAGCUCACACACUGAUUUCAGCGUGACAACCAGAGAUGGGAAAGAAUAUGACAUUCCCAAGGGUCACAUUGUUGCCACAUCGCCAGCUUUUGCUAAUCGGCUCCCACAUAUAUACAAGGACCCAGACAGAUAUGAUCCAGACAGAUUUGCAGUUGGGAGAGAAGAGGACAAGGCUGCAGGGGCAUUCUCAUAUAUAUCUUUUGGAGGCGGACGACAUGGGUGUCUCGGUGAACCCUUUGCAUACCUGCAAAUAAAGGCCAUAUGGAGCCAUUUACUUAGAAACUUUGAGUUGGAACUGAUCUCACCAUUUCCAGAGGUCGACUGGAAUGCCAUGGUUGUGGGCGUAAAAGGAAAGGUUAUGGUGAGGUACAAGCGCAGAGAGCUUCCUGUUAACUAACUGGGAAAACUUCCCUAUGCGAUCUUCUUCGCGGAUGGUUGGCAGGUUCAGAACCCAUCCGUAAGUGUGGAUUUCAAUUCUGCUGUCAUUCCUUUGCUGUAGUUUGUGUGUAGAGCUCUUUGUCCUAUUUUUGUUGGAUUGCCAAAUUUACUGUUUAUUGCUGACUCAGGCUUUUGUCUCUCUAUCACAAUUGUACUUUUUAUUGUCAAAUUUACUGUUUGAUAGUGUUUCUAAAAA